Molecule: messenger RNA, 534 nt
Organism: Botrytis byssoidea
Lineage: Eukaryota; Fungi; Ascomycota; Leotiomycetes; Helotiales; Sclerotiniaceae
Exons: 1
Coding region: 1-534 (177 amino acids)
Source: RefSeq, a predicted model, not a curated record
AUGCAUUUUUCGAGAACUUUCAGCGUUUUAGCUCUUGCCUCGACUGUCCUGGCAGGCCAAUGCUACAACCAUGCUGAGGGCGCCCACAAAGUAAAGUGCGUUCACAAAGACGAGUUGUCAAAAUUUGCCGACGACUACUGUCAUGAGAACUGGAACAAGCUUGUUGGAGACUGGAUCGACUAUAACGAUCGAAGCGGAAACACCGCCAACAUUGGCAAGGUUGCUAAUUUCGAUUCCAAACAAGCCUGUAUUGUUGCCUUUUCUCAAGUUGUGGAAAGUUGCUACAAUGGCUGGGAUGGCGGUCAGUGGGUCGCUGAUGGAACUUUGUUGAACAUCAACUUCUGCAAGUGGUCGGCGGAGCCUAAGAGAGUUCGAUAUGAUGCAUUGAACGCUAGACCUGAGGCUCCAAGAGUUAGAUAUCAAGGACCAAGAGAAGCUAAGAGAGUUGCAUGGGAUGGACUCAGAGGCGAUCAUGAACAUACAGCCAAGAGAGUUGGAUACCAGGGACUGAGACUUCAAUCUAAUGAUUUGUAG